Rhodamnia argentea is the source of this 1428-nucleotide messenger RNA. Its product is annotated as (-)-germacrene D synthase-like. The record is from RefSeq and is a predicted model, not a curated record. Bases 88 to 1428 code for a protein of 446 amino acids. Gene Ontology annotation, biological process: diterpenoid biosynthetic process. The transcript is spliced from 5 exons. Lineage: Eukaryota; Viridiplantae; Streptophyta; Magnoliopsida; Myrtales; Myrtaceae. Gene Ontology annotation, molecular function: magnesium ion binding; terpene synthase activity.
UUGAUUUAGUGAACCAAUGUGGAAGAUACCAUAAAAGUCCUAUCGCUCUAUCGAAUUUUAGGAGAAACAAGUAGCAGAAAAUUAACCAUGCAUACUCCCUUCCUAAUUUCUAGUCGAUUACGUCUUUUUCCCAUGUUGAUUGGUGGCACAGAUGUCUUUAACAAAUUCAAAGAUAGUGAAGGGAACUUGAGGGAAUCACUCAUCGGUGAUGUGGGCGGAUUGCUUAGCCUAUAUGAAGCUUGCCGGUUAAGGUGUCAUGGCGAUUCUAUCUUGGAAGAAGCACUUUCUUUUGCUACAACUUACCUUGAAUCAAUCAAUGAAAACAAAGUGAGCACUAGUCUUGCGAAACAAGUGAGUCAUGGCCUAAAGCAACCACUUCGCAAGGGGUUGCCGAGGCUCGAGGCGAGGCAUUACAUUCCACUCUACCAAGAAGAUCCUUCACAUGAUGAAGUCUUGCUCGCCUUGGCUAAACUAGAUUUCAACUUACUGCAAGAGCAACACCGGAAGGAACUUGGCAAGAUUACAAGGUGGUGGAAGGCCAUAGAUGUUUCAAGGAAUUUCCCAUUUGCUAGAGACGGGAUUGUGGAAUUGUUCUUCUGGAUCUCGGGAGUAUAUUUCGAGCCAGAGUUCGCCUUGGCCAGAGAUAUACUAACCAAAGUGAUCGCCUUGACUUCUAUUCUUGACGAUAUCUAUGACGUGUAUGGCACGUUGGAAGAACUUGCACUCAUCACCGAAGCAAUCCAGAAGUGGGAUGUUGAUGCCAUGGAUGGACUACCAGAGUAUAUGCAAGCUUAUUACAAGGAGCUUCUCCAUCUCUAUGAAGAAAUUGGGAAUGAACUGGCCAUAGAAGGAAGAUCGUACCGCCUCAUCUAUGCAAAAGAAGCCAUGAAGAAGCAAGCAAGAGCGUACUAUCAAGAAGCCAAAUGGUUCCAUACGAAGUACACACCAACAUUGAAGGAGUACAUGCCCCUUCAACUAAUAACAAGCGGCUAUGGACUAUUAUCGACUACAUCACUAGUGGGAAUGGGUGAUGUGGUCACAAAGCAUACUUUUGAAUGGGCGAGUGGUGACUGCAAGAUUGUGAAGGCUGCAGAAACCAUUUGUAGGCUCAUGGAUGACAUUUCCUCUCACCACUUUGAGCAAAAGAGGGGGCACUUAGUAUCUGCGGUGGAGUUGCUCAUGAAAGAACGCAGCAUGUCGGAGCUAGAAGUCGAGAAGGAAAUCCGGAAAGGAGUCAUUGAUGCCUGGAAGGACACCAAUGAAGAGUUUCUCCGUCCAACCGCGGUUCCAGCACCGGUUCUCACACGGGUUCUCAAUUUCUCGCGGGCGAUGGAUGUGAUGUACACCAACGGAGAUCACUACACCCAUUCUGGAACCAAGCUCAAAGGUUCCGUUACAUUGCUCUUCGUUAGUCCCUUACCGAUGUGA